Onychostruthus taczanowskii (white-rumped snowfinch) is the source of this 7260-nucleotide messenger RNA. It is a transcript of the gene CACNB4, whose product is annotated as calcium voltage-gated channel auxiliary subunit beta 4. The transcript has 13 exons. Lineage: Eukaryota; Metazoa; Chordata; Aves; Passeriformes; Passeridae. The record is from RefSeq and is a predicted model, not a curated record. Gene Ontology annotation, cellular component: voltage-gated calcium channel complex. The coding region runs from base 84 to 1544 and encodes 486 amino acids. Gene Ontology annotation, biological process: neuromuscular junction development; regulation of voltage-gated calcium channel activity; calcium ion transmembrane transport. Gene Ontology annotation, molecular function: high voltage-gated calcium channel activity; protein binding.
CAGCGCUCAGGGAGCUCGGCCCCGCCGCCUCACCGCGCUCCGCCGCCGCGCUCCCCGGCCCUCCGGCCCCGCACCGGCUCUCCAUGUACGACAACUUGUACCUGCAUGGGUUUGAAGACUCGGAGGCGGGCUCAGCAGAUUCGUACACGAGCAGACCCUCAGACUCUGAUGUCUCUUUGGAAGAGGACAGGGAAGCAAUCCGCCAGGAAAGGGAGCAGCAAGCAGCCAUCCAGCUGGAGAGGGCCAAGUCCAAACCAGUAGCAUUUGCUGUCAAGACCAACGUGAGUUACUGUGGGGCUCUGGAUGAAGAUGUUCCUGUCCCAAGCACUGCCAUCUCCUUCGAUGCCAAGGACUUCCUCCACAUUAAAGAGAAGUACAACAACGACUGGUGGAUAGGGAGGCUGGUGAAGGAGGGCUGCGAGAUCGGCUUCAUCCCGAGCCCGCUGCGCCUGGAGAACAUCCGCAUCCAGCAGGAGCAGAAGAGGGGCCGCUUCCACGGAGGGAAAUCCAGUGGCAAUUCUUCUUCAAGCCUUGGAGAGAUGGUUUCUGGCACAUUUCGAGCCACACCUACAGCCACAGCAAAACAGAAACAAAAAGUGACAGAACAUAUUCCCCCCUAUGAUGUAGUGCCAUCAAUGAGACCUGUGGUGUUGGUGGGCCCAUCACUCAAAGGCUAUGAGGUGACAGACAUGAUGCAGAAAGCUCUCUUUGACUUCCUGAAGCACAGGUUUGAUGGGAGGAUAUCCAUAACCAGAGUGACAGCUGACAUCUCCCUGGCCAAGAGGUCUGUGCUCAACAACCCCAGCAAGAGGGCCAUCAUUGAGCGCUCCAACACCAGGUCCAGCCUAGCUGAAGUGCAGAGUGAGAUUGAAAGAAUCUUUGAGCUGGCCAGGUCCUUACAGCUGGUUGUCCUGGAUGCAGACACUAUAAAUCACCCUGCACAGCUUAUCAAGACAUCUCUAGCACCAAUUAUUGUCCAUGUGAAGGUGUCCUCUCCAAAGGUCCUGCAGCGACUGAUCAAGUCCAGAGGGAAGUCACAGAGCAAACACUUGAACGUCCAGUUGGUGGCAGCUGACAAACUUGCACAAUGCCCACCAGACAUGUUCGACGUGAUCCUGGACGAGAACCAGCUGGAGGACGCCUGCGAGCACCUGGCCGAGUACCUGGAGGCCUACUGGAGAGCCACGCACGCGUCCGGCGCGGCGCCCGUCACCCCGCUGCUGGGCAGGAGCCUGGCCCCCGCCGCCCUGGCCCCGUACCCCGCUGCCAUCUCCGGCCUGCAGAGCCAGCGCGGGAGGCACGGCGGCCACUCCGCGGAGAACUCUCCCCUCGAGCGGCGCAGCCUCAUGACCUCCGACGAGAACUACCACAACGAGAGGGCUCGCAAGAGCAGGAACCGCCUGUCUUCCAGUUCCCAGCACAGCCGAGAGCACUAUCCCCUCGUGGAGGAGGAAUUCCCUGACCCCUACCAGGACUCGUACAAACCCCACCGCGCCCGCGGCUCCCCCGGCGGGUACAGCCACGACUCGCGGCACCGGCUCUGAGCCCCGCGGAGUCGCGGCAUCCGGCCCGCGGUACCUUGCCGUGACGUAGCUAGGAGUAACAAUUAGAUCAUGUUAAUUUGGCGGGUGUGACGACGGCGACACCGCGUUUGCACUCUGCUGUCAUUGAUGUUUAAUUAGGGGGCAGCAAAACCCAGCCCGGCCCUUCCGUUUCUGCCCGAUCAUAGAGGUUGUUUUUGGGAUUCUUUUUGGGUUUAAUACAGCGUUUGCAUUUAUAGCCAUAUUUUUUUCUUGUCCUUUAGGUAUUAGACACAUCCGUUUGUAAUUUUGGGUACUUAUCGAGGCACUUAUAAAAUAAUUUCCUGUGCUGGAAAUUCCAAAUGACCAGUUCCAGUUGGAACCAAUUUAUAAACCAAUUCCUGUUGGAAUUUGGGUGAAUUGACUGGAAAGUCGACGUGAGCAUGUUGGGAAAAAAAAAAACCACGAAGAAAAAUCAGAAAAUUACAAACCACUGCAAGUCAGAAAGUCAGCUCCAGUAUUUGUUUGCUGGGAGCUCAAUUUCCAUUUCAGGUUAGAGUAAAAGGAUUUAUUCUAACGAUUUCUUUCCAGAAUGGCUUUUUCAGACAAACCAAAUGUAAACUCUCGAGAGUGCCAAACAUCCCAAAUUAUUGCAGCAGUUACAAAACACUUUCCAGUUCCAAAUUAUUUUUAGACCUGGCAUGAAUGUUGCAGCCAAAUGAUUCUUGAGUUCAGCCAGUCCUGACAGUUUUGUUGGGACCAGCAGGGAGGAGCUGCGACAGGAGACGGGAAGUAGGGACAGGAAAAGGAACAAACUCCAUCGUUUGUGUGCUUGGAGGUUGGGAACAGUCUUUAUUUUUUCCCACUCUUUUACCUGAAUACAGCCAGAAGUCCCAAAAUGGAACAGGAGUAUAGAGACAUCAGAUUUUUCUCCCAUUUUUAUCCUGCUUUUUAAAUGGAAAACAAUCCCUUCCUCUGACCCCGUGUGUAAAGUCUCCCCACAUCCCAGUACCCCGAGUAGCUGCCCACAUGUUCCAUCCUCCCAAACCCACCUCUGAAUGUCUGACAUUCCAGCGGCGCACAAGAACUCUGCAGAAGAUCCAUUCCAGCCAUGGAAUCCAAGGGGAGGGAGUGGGCUUAACCAGUCAUCAGUGACAGACAUUUCAAACAACAUCUCGGUCAGAAUUGCAAUAAAAAGGGAACACCAGACAAAAAUCUGCUCCCAGGGAAGUCGUGGAGCUGAUUCCAAGCUUUGGAUUCCAAGAGCUAUGAUAAAUCCUUGGAGAUAUUGCUGCCUUACUUCCUACCAAUCAUUUCUUUCACCUGCUGAGUCUUGAGUUCCUUCCAAGAGAUGAAUUCCUGUGGCUGGACCUUGUGUUUUACACCAUCAGUGAAGCCUUAGAUCCCAUGGGAUUGAAAAUUGACCCCCAUUGCCCAUUUUGUACGACCACUGACAUCUUCCAGCAGAGCCUCCCGAAAUUCCCACCGCACACAUUCCCUGGAAUUCACACAGUUUUGCUGAACAUGCAUUUGUUUAUGCAGGUUCAUGUCACAGCUAUUUUUUUUCUUCCCAAAAUAAGGAUCAUUAACUUUUUUAUUUGCUUGUUUUCCUCCCAAAGCCUGCUGAACCCAGGCUUUGAAAGCAUGUAGCACUACAGGAAUUUCUGGAAUAUUCUGGUUUCUUCUACAUCCUGGACCAGCUGGCAAAGCCCACUGGUGUUUCCAGCAUCCUGGAGUCUCAUUAUCCUCUUGAAGUUACUGGGAAAAGCAAUCCAUGUCCUUUGUGGGACACCCAAACCCACACCCAUCCCCAGCAGCAUUAAAAGGUGGCAGACACCUGAUUAAUUAAUCAUUUCUUUUAAUGACCCCACUGCCUAACAGGCAGCUGCAGCACCGCUGGGCGAUCCCAGUGGAGCAGUUACCAAGGGAAAGGUGGAAAUCUGUGCAUCCACUGGAGUCCCAGAGUUCUGGAUGGAUCUGCCAGAGCUGAUCCUGCCCGAGUCCCUCUGGCUGCAGGUGCCAGAGGAGCUCUGUGGCAGGAGCUGGCACUGGCAGCUCCUGCAGGAUUCUGUGCUGGGAGCAUCCUCCAGGGAGUUCUCCAGCCCUUUUUCCUUGUCCAGCACACAGAAAGGACAAAGGAGGCCUUGGGCAGCCCCUUCUUCUCUGAGCUUUCCUCCUUCCUGAUUGCAGGGGAGCUGUAGAGCCCUGGGCAGCAGCUGCUUCUCUUUAUUCUGCACUAGAUUAGGGAUCAGCUCGUUAACUGCUUGAGGAGAUUUGCAUAUUUGCGUAUUUGACAGAGAUUUCCUAGAGCCUUUUGGAGCCUUGUUUUCAGUCUUCCAUGUCACCCCAGGCCAGGGAAGGAUCCCCAGCCACCGCACUCUGCACAAUCCAUCACCUGAACAUCUCAAGUGCCAAAACAACUUUGGUUUGACAAAAACAACCUUGGGAGGGAAGCCAGGGAUGUCCUGAGGUCCUUUAUUCUGUGUGGUUAAGCUGCCUCCACUCCUGGGUGUCCUGAGUUUCUCCCAGAGCCCAUUCCAUUGUGAUCAAAGGAGCCAGGGGCCCUGCAGGCCUCCCUCCUUGCUGGGGUGUUGAAUUCUGUGAAAAGAGAUUUUCUUGAAGUACAAAUACAGCAGCCAGGCUGGGAGACUCUUCAUUUACUGCAGAGCCUGUGGACAGGGUUUGUUUGAAGAAGGGAUUUCUGUUCAGGACACAGUAAGGAGUGAAAGCUGUGCUGGGGGUCAGGAUUGGUAAUUCCUGGUGGGAUUCCAGCCCUACUGAGCAGCUCUCUGGUGGUUUAGUUGAAACUGAGGAGUGCAUGUGUUCCUGACUGAAGCAAUCCAGCCUCAUUCUCUAGUCCUCACAUCAUUUCUUCUUGUUAAAAUAAUACUGAAGACCAGAGCUCUGUUCUGAGCUCUGGCAGGGACAGAGGGUUUAGAAAUGUUUAUGAAACUGGGAUUUUUUUUUUAAGUUGUUACCCGUACCCAAGUUUCUCAUUCAGAUACUUUGGGAUUAACAAGGAUUUAGCCAAUCAAGGUGAUAACAACCAUCUCUGAAGAGAAAAUUCAGCACAUAUUUAUGUUUGGGAAUCAAUUAUUUUAAUUGUUAACCUUUGCAUUUCAAAUACUUUCUCCCUGGAGCUGUAUUUAACAUGUACAGAUUCUUUUCCUGAUGCCAAACAUUUCCCCCAUGGGAUGUGCAAGUCACAGCUGCUGAUGUUUGUAACUUCAGUUUGAUGCCAAAUCUUCUGAAUUCAGUUUGGUCUCAACACCACAGAAUUCCCUGGAGCAUCCAGACUCUCCUGUCUUUACUGACUACACCAUUCCAAAACAAUAUUAUUCCUGUUGUUCACAGCACACUGAUUUGGGUAAGUCAGGGGUUCUGACACUCCUUUUUUCUUUAAUAAUCCAUUAAAUGUGUUCUCUGCUGUGUUUUCUUUCACAGGUUCAGUACUUCUGAAACUUGUCCUUGAUCCCACAUUCCUGAUUUAUUUUUUUUUAAGGCAAAAUAAUUGGAGACUACACAUGACAAAAUCAGAAGCAUAUUUUAUAAAAUGCAAUUUAUACAAACCUGGGUUUGCUCCUAAAAAUGUGCAUUUUAAAAUCAGGUUCUGUUACCCCUGUUGGUGCCAGUCCAGGUUGGGAUCCAUGGGAUUCUGCUGCCAUGUAUUUUGUUGGAGUUGCCUCUCAUUCCCUCAAAUAUUAGUCCUACAAAGGCUGCAGGGUCCUGUAAUGCAGCCAGGCUUAACUCUGGGGAAAUGGACUUUAAACGAUCCUAAAAGAGAGUGUGGUGUUGUUUUAAGAGGCAUUUGAAUAACCUUGGUGAGGUUGUUACCAAGCCCAGCUUAUUUUAUAUAGAAAAAUAAAGGCUUAUCUUUAAAAAAAAAGGGAAAUUUUAAUAAGCUUGUAAGGGAUUAACUCAGAGAAAGAGGUGACAAUGCCAUUUAGGAGUGAAAGUUCAGAUUUCUUUCAGUGUGUGUGGAAUCCACUCAAGAAGUCAGGAGAAAUAUUGUGAUUAGAAUUUGGGGAGGAGGUGGAAUCAUUUCUGAUGCUAACGAGUGUCACUCCUUUAUUCCUCUGGAACCAGCAGCCUUGGCUUGGUCUCAGGAUGGUUUAUGGACCUGCCUCGGGGAUUUGGGAAACCAAAUUCCUUGGCAGUGACACCAACUCCUGUCUGGUCCAAGAGCAAGGUCUGCCCAGCAAUGGCACCUCCUGAUCCUCCCCUGCCUUACCAAUAUUGCCUGAAAACCAAGCUGGAUUAGCUGGGACAUCCCCGUGUUGAAUCUGCUCUGCAGCAGAGGAUCCACAGAGCUCAGAGUUCUCUCUUCUGCCAGCGGUGUGAAAACAGAGCAAGGGAAAAGAAGCACAUUUGUAAUAGCACAAAUUUACAGUAAUUCCACUCCUGCAUCUGGCACCGUGGGUUUGGAACCAAGGGGGAGAUUUCUGAUCCAGCAUCAGUGGAUUUAUUGCAUUUUUGAUCUGUUUACUCGCUGCCUGAUACUUCAGCAGUUGAUUUUGGCAUUUUGCACAUGGGAUUGAUUUUUCAAUAACUUCUAUCCCUUCCAUGUGAAUUAAUUAAUGACAACAAAAAGAACCUUUUCAACUCGCAAAGCCCACUGCAUUCAUUUCUGCUGAUUUCCUCCUGGAAGCUGAAAUCACAUGAAUAACUUUAAUUUUGGCCAAUGUGUAGAUCUGGGAUGUGACUGGUGAAGCCAGCAGCAGCCCAAGGUCGGGAAUGAAACACUCCCAGGAAGUGUUUGUGGGGAUGCAGAGCUUGGAGAGGGGAGGGAAGAGUCACAGCACCCCAAAUUCCCAAGAAUCCCCUGCAAACCUGAAGGGAGGUGAGGUUAAGGAACUGUGUGUGGGCCCAGGUGAGUUUGGGAUUGGGACACACCUGACUGAUUCCCUCCUGGGCCAGACAGGGAGAAUCAGGCCAGCAAAAUGCAGAUUGUGUGCGAGCAGAGCGGGGAGAACGUUGGGAUCUGCCAUUCCAACUGCACACUCCAGACCUCGGGCUUCUCACAUCCUGGAAAAUCUCUGUUUCUCAGCCAAACUGGUUCCCAGGGAGAGCCUGGCAGCGCUGCCUCGCUGGGAGCCAGUUCAGAGCCACACUGGUGAAGACAUUACUGCCUUUACCGGGACAGAGCCACCCCAAAUUUGUGUUUUCUGCUGAUUUUCCCUUUGUUUUGCCCUCUAGACCCCGUGUGUGUAGCACCUGACCAGGCAUGUGGGUACCAUAUACUAUGCAAUGUGUACAGUGGUGCAUGCUCUGCUCUCCCUCUGCUUUUAGUGGCUUUCAAAGAAAACUAUAAAAAUUGGAAAAAAUUAAAAAAAAAAGGAAAAAAAAAAAAAAGUGGUGUUAUUUUUGUGACCAGGAUCAUGCAGACUGCAUGCCCAUAGUAUCCUCAUUUCUAUGGAUUCGUUUUCUGGAAUUUAGAUGUACAAAGAUGAACUGCAUUACAAUAACUUUUCUACAAUAAAUGAACAAAACUAUCAAGCGUUUAAAAGUCUGUCCAGUCUCUUUGUGUCCUGCACUAAGAUUGGGAAAAUGCUCGGGAGAAACCCGGAGUCCUGUGGCAUUUUUGCUGUUUGCCAAUAGUUCUUGGCAGCAGCCUCACGUGUUGCGUUUUUAGGAAAAUUUAAUGAGGUUCUGAAGACGGAGAUGCAUCUGCUCUGCGAAAUAAAUGAUGUUUAUUUUUGUAAUGAGCUUAAAUAGCUGCGACCCAGAAGUACAAAAAUAC